UGAUUUGCUUGUUGGAUCCGAGGAAACUUUUCCUGCUUGGGGAAGGUGUUUAGCGCUCGGUCGGUGCCUGGAGGGGACUUACUGGACUUCGGGCAGGUUCCGAGCUCUUUGCCGCUCGAGCCAGCGUGCGAGAUGAGCGUAGCCGUGGAAGAAGCUGUCUUGCCGUCCAUUUCCACCUUUGCUGGCCUAGUGCCGGCGGAAGAGAGGCAGCCCGAGAUGGUCCAGAAGCUGCGAGCUCCUCCUCACGUGGACAACCUCAAGCGGGAAGCCGAGGAGCUCUGCCACUACCUGGACUUGGACUUUAUCUUGGCGCACACCACCAACGGGCAGCCCAGCGGGGGGGCGGCCGCCAACCCCAACUACCCCUUGCCCGAGACUCCCGAGAGCUGCGGCACCACCUACGACAGCGACGGCUCCAACUACCAGCCCCCCAACAAGUUCGCCGCGCCCUACACGCCGAGCCCCGGCCACAGCUACAUGGCCGAGCUCUUCACGCCCGAGCCGCAGCAACCAGCAGCGGCGGGCCCGGCCUCUUGCGACCUCCAGCCGCGGGAGUACACGGAGCUCCGCGCCAGGGCCAUGGCCCACCCUCACGUCGCUGGCCCACCUCGCGCCUUGCCGCUGGAGCACCUGCGCGUCAAGCAAGAGCCGAGGGACGGGCCCGCCUGCAUGCUGCGCGGCCCCCCCGACUGCCUGGGGCCCGCCUCUCUGGAUCACAGCGCCCCGCCCCUGCAGCAGCAGCAGCAGGCGGCUCCUCCCCUGGCGCCCCACGCGUCCCCCGCCUUUCCCGCCAAGCCGCUGGGGCCCGCGGUGGGCGACGUCAUGCAGGCGCACAUGGGCGCCCCGCCGCUCUUCGCGCGCCCGCCCCACCCUUUCCCGCCUCACUUCAGCGGGCAGAUGCCGCCCCAGUUCCAUGGACACUUCAGCGUCUUCCGGGAGCCCUUGAGCGCGCAUCACCAGGGCCUCCACGGCCUGCUCGUCACACCGCCCAACUCGCCCGUCUUGGAUUACUUUGCCCCGGUGGCUCCCGAGGGCUGCAAGGCCAAGAGAGGCCGCCGCUCCUGGGCACGGAAGCGCACCGCCACCCACAAUUGCGAGUACCCGGGCUGCGGCAAGACUUACACCAAGAGCUCCCACCUCAAGGCGCACAUGCGGACGCAUACCGGUGAGAAGCCUUAUCACUGUAACUGGGAAGGCUGUGGUUGGAAAUUUGCAAGAUCUGAUGAACUGACACGCCAUUACCGGAAACAUACCGGCCACCGGCCCUUCCAAUGUCAUCUUUGCGAACGUGCCUUCUCCCGAUCGGAUCAUCUUGCUCUGCACAUGAAGAGGCAUAUGUGAAACUUGGCUCAUUUCCAGAGGAGGGAUGUGGUAGGGGUGAAGAAGAGAGGGAUGGGGGGGAAUGUAAAGAGACUGAGAACUCUAUUUAUGAAGGCAUGGAAUAUUUUCUUAUUGGAGUAGCUGAUUUAUGUAUAUAUAAGUGAAAACAUUUAAUAUUUAAAGAAGAAAUCCACAUGGCUCUUCCAUAGCAAUAUGGGAAAGUUUACAUAUUUAAGAGUGAAUAGUUACACAAAUCUGGCUGCAGCAAGGCCCAAGGAGGGAUAUGGGAAACUGCACUGAAGACUUUGCAUGUGGGCAGUAGGAUGGUGGUAGUAUGUCUCUGCCACUCCCUUCCCAAUCUUCAUUCUGCAGACAGCUGUGGUGUAUACAUGAUGUUGACUGUCUUGAGCUGUUUGUAAGAUUUUAUCUUUUGUAUUUUUACUCUAUAGUGAUCUGUUCUUGUAAUGUACAAAGGCUCUGACUUAACUACCUUUUAAUUAGAUAUCCUUAAUAGGAUGAGGGCUAGUGGAAUAUGAUGGAAGUAU
Molecule: messenger RNA, 1865 nt
Organism: Heteronotia binoei (common prickly gecko)
Lineage: Eukaryota; Metazoa; Chordata; Lepidosauria; Squamata; Gekkonidae
Product: Krueppel-like factor 2
Exons: 3
Coding region: 133-1341 (402 amino acids)
Biological process (GO): regulation of transcription by RNA polymerase II
Molecular function (GO): RNA polymerase II cis-regulatory region sequence-specific DNA binding; DNA-binding transcription factor activity, RNA polymerase II-specific
Source: RefSeq, a predicted model, not a curated record